Molecule: messenger RNA, 2639 nt
Organism: Neogale vison (American mink)
Lineage: Eukaryota; Metazoa; Chordata; Mammalia; Carnivora; Mustelidae
Gene: RASEF
Product: RAS and EF-hand domain containing
Molecular function (GO): calcium ion binding
Source: RefSeq, a predicted model, not a curated record
AUGGAGGCGGACGGGAGGGAGGAGCUGGCCCACCUGCGCUCGCUCUUCGCUGCCUGCCACGCGAACCGCUCGGGGCGCCUGGAGCGCGAGGAGUUCGGCGCGCUGUGCGCGGAGCUGCCUGUGCGGCCGGCCGACGCCGAGGCCGUGUUCCAGCGGCUAGACGCUGACCGCGACGGCGCCAUCACCUUCCAGGAGUUCGCGCGAAGCUUCCCUAAGUUCUGCCGCUGGGGGCGGCACCGAGGCUGGGCUCCCUGGGAGCACGCGUCCGCCUCAGCCCAGGUGGGACCCGACCAGGACAGCCAAGAGGACGAGGGCGACGGGGACGCGCUGGCAGCCCCCUGGGGUCGGGCGAGCGCCGGCCAGGCUUGGCAGGACUUCCAGGCGCGACUUGGAGACGAGGCCGAAUUCACCCCCAGAAAAGAGCAAGUUAGUACCUUGUAUCUAAACAUCAACCUUGUGGAGCCAAGACUAACUCAGUCAUACAAGUAUGCUAUAAGGAACUUUAUCCGUGAGAUCAAACUGCAGAGCACAGAAAUGGAAAACCUGGUCAUUGCAGUGAAGAGAGCCCAGGACAAGGCAGCCGUGCAGCUGAGUGAGUUGGAAGAGGAAAUGGAUCAGAGGAUUCAGGCAGCAGAACACAAGAUGCGUAAUGAUGAAAAACGUAAGGCUGAGGAAGCCCUCAGUGACCUCAGAUGUCAGUAUGAAACAGAAGUAGGGGAUCUACAGGUGACAAUAAAGAAACUUAAAAGGUAGCUAGAAGAACAACCAAAACAACUAAGUCAAAAAGAAGAUGUGGCUGCCUUAAAAAAGCAAAUUUAUGAUUUAUCAAUGGAAAAUCAGAAAGUUAAGAAAGAUCUUUUAGAUCUUUUAGAAGCACAGACAAACAUAGCCUUUCUUCAGAGCGAAUUAGAUGCUUUGAAAAGUGAUUAUGCCGAUCAGACUCUGAAUUCAGAAAGAUAUGAAACUUGACAUUUUAUUCUUUAGGAUCUGGAAAUAAUCCGAGAGUACACAGAAGAUCGAAAUACUCUUGAGAGGCAAAUUGAAAUACUCUAAACAGCUAACCAGAAGUUACAUGACAGUAAUGAUGGCCUUAGGAACGCCCUUGAAAACAGUUACAGCAAGUUCAACAGAUCUUUGCACAUAAGUAAUAUAUCACCAGGAAAUACAAUUUCUAGGAGCAGUCCCGAAUUUAAUGAUCAUUCUCCUCAUCCUCUGAGCUUUGACAGGUCAUCCCGCUCCUCCUACGUGGAUGAGGACUGUGACUCAUUGGCCCUCUGUGACCCUAUGCAGAGGAUGAAUGGUGAGGUGGACAGCCUUCCCGAGAGCUGCUUUGACAGCGGCUUGUCUACCCUGAGAGAUUCCAACGAAUAUGACUCGGAGGUGGAAUAUAGGGAGCAGAGGGCACCUCAGAGGUCACACGACAUGCAGGAGAGCUUUGGGGGGAUGCUUCAGACAUAGACAUAAGCCCCAGAAAUCACUGUCUCCUGGGCCUUCGAUGGAAAUCUAUCAUUUCCAUGUUACCAACAGGUUCCUGAUAUAAGGGAUGAAGAGACGUUUGGUGCCGAAGGUGUGGCUGCCAUCUUAGACUGGAAGCCCCAGGGGUCCACUAGUGAGGGCAGCGUCCUCAGUUCUUCAAGAAAGCCCAUCUCAGCUCUGUCACCACAGACAGACAUGGUGGAUGGCGACCAUAAAUCUUCCAGCUCACAGAAGGCUUACAAGAUUGUGCUUGCUGGGGAUGCUGCAGUGGGGAAGUCUAGUUUCCUCAUGAGGCUCUGCAAGAAUGAAUUUCGAGGAAAUACAAGUGCCACCCUGGGGAAGUGAAAACAAGGAUCGAUGAAGAUGACAGCAAAUCCAUCACCAAACUGACCGGGACCAGUUCCAGAAAGUCAGCGCAGACGAAGAACUGUUGCAGUAGUUAAAUCCCAAACAUCCAUGGCCUGUCAGGUCUUCAGGCCCAGAGUCCUGGGUGUCUGUGACGAGUUUGCUUCUCACAGAGGCGUGCGUCCUCCAGACAUGACCAGGUGGAAGCUGACAGUGUGGGCCUCGGAACUGUGCUCUGAGAUCCUUCUGGAGCCCUGGCUCUUUGCUAGGUUUCAGUGAAUGAUUUGGGCCCCAUGGUUGAAGGUACUUGACUUGUCCUUACAGAGUCUCAAAAGAGGACAUGUAAAAAAAUGGUUAAAAAAAAUCAUAUGCUCAGAUCAAAGCUGUAGAAGAAACUUCCUGAUGUAGACCUACGUGGUAGCUGACUUUGUAGAUAACCUAAAACAACAUUUUUUUUUAAAAUAUCUGUUACUAGAAUACUAGUAAAAGGGGAUUAUCAUCCUAGCUUUGCUGUCUGUGGUCUCAGAUGUGUCAGCAGCCCACGAUAAAUCUGUUUCCUCACCUGCAAAAUAAGCAGCUUGGCUUUGCAGGCCUUGGCCUCUCGGAUUCUGUGCACUGUAAGGAGUGGGAAGGAGACCACGAUGACUCACAGUUAAUAAGGACUCUGGUUAGUCGGACUUUUUAAAUAUUGGGGCAUUGACUUUUCUCAUUUCUGAAACAACAGAAUUUAAUUGAGAAAAAAUAAUGUUGUAGGCUUCAGUGGAGACAGAAAAAUCUAUUUUUAUAUACAGAGGAAAAAACGUUUGUGUGACAAAAAG